Molecule: messenger RNA, 2688 nt
Organism: Hibiscus syriacus
Lineage: Eukaryota; Viridiplantae; Streptophyta; Magnoliopsida; Malvales; Malvaceae
Product: mitochondrial proton/calcium exchanger protein-like
Exons: 15
Coding region: 187-2457 (756 amino acids)
Biological process (GO): intracellular monoatomic cation homeostasis
Cellular component (GO): mitochondrial inner membrane
Molecular function (GO): ribosome binding; calcium ion binding
Source: RefSeq, a predicted model, not a curated record
GUAAAGACCCGUCAACUUCUCCACUGCUCCAGCUCCUUCUCUUUUUCCCUCUCUGACUCGGCUACCGCUUUCUCUGUGCGAACAAACUGGUUGUAGAUUUUCCAACUUUUCAAUUCUUUAAAGGACUGGCUAAGUCAAAUUGCUAGGGUCGCUUUUUUGUAUUGAUAAGGCUGGUAUUAUUUGGUUAUGGCUUCGAGAGCAAUCUUGCGGAGGAGGAGCUACAUUUACAAUUCCCCAACUCGGCUUACUUCCCUGAUUCGGGGCUUUUCUAGUUUUGAGCGUAGGCAAUCAUUUACAUCCGAGGAUUCACAAGAAUCGCCCUGGGUUGCUAGUCGUCCUUAUCCUAAUUCUGAUUUUAAGAAAGCCAUUUUACCUUCAGUUCUGAAAAAUGAGCUAUCAAAUAACCUAGCAGCACAACAUUGUAGGAGUAACUCUUCUGGAAUCUCAAGCUCGGGUUAUCAAGUGGGAAAUUUAGAAUUUGGAUUUCCAUUGGGAGUUCUAUGGUUUUCACAAUCUGUGCGUUCAGCUUCGACUGCCACUGCUGGUAAACCCAAUAAUCAUGGGAAUGAACAACAGGCUUCUAAAAAGGUGAAGGAGGCUUCGCCUGAGGAAUGUGAUCAAGCAGUGGAGGGCCUGAGUACAGUGAAAGCCAAAGCCAAAGCUAAGCAGGUACAGGACUCCAACAAAAGUGCACAACUGUUCAUCAAGAAAUUAUGGGCUAUGAUUCUUGGCAUUGGACCUGCCUUGAGAGCUGUUGCUUCUAUGAGCAGAGAAGACUGGGCAAAGAAGCUUCGCCAUUGGAAGGAUGAAUUUAAAUCUACAAUGCAACACUAUUGGUUGGGUACAAAGCUACUGUGGGCUGAUGUUCGGAUAAGCUCAAGGUUGUUGGUAAAACUUGCUAGUGGGAAGGGUCUUUCUAGAAGGGAAAGACAACAGCUUACUAGAACGACAGCUGAUAUUUUUAGGCUAGUUCCUUUUGCCGUCUUUAUCAUAGUCCCAUUUAUGGAGUUCUUGCUACCUGUAUUCUUGAAAUUAUUUCCCAACAUGUUACCUUCAACCUUUCAGGACAAGAUGAAAGAACAGGAAGCAUUAAAAAGACGGCUAAAUGCCAGGAUAGAAUAUGCAAAGUUUCUUCAAGAUACAGUGAAAGAAAUGGCAAAAGAAAUCCAAAACUCACGGAGUGGUGAUGUUAAAAAGACAGCAGAAGAUCUUGAUGAAUUUAUGAACAAGGUUAGAACUGGUGCAGGUGUAUCCAAUGAUGAAAUUUUAGGCUUUGCCAAGUUGUUUAAUGAUGAACUUACUUUAGACAAUAUUAGCAGGCCCCGUUUAGUGAAUAUGUGCAAAUAUAUGGGUAUCAGUCCAUAUGGUACGGAUGCAUAUUUACGAUAUAUGCUUCGAAGAAGACUGCAAGAAAUAAAAAAUGAUGAUAAGAUGAUUCAAGCUGAGGGUGUGGAGUCCCUUUCAGAAGCAGAGCUUCGACAAGCUUGCAGAGAGCGGGGCUUACUUGGAUUACUUUCAGUGGAGGAAAUGAGGCAACAGUUGCGUGAUUGGCUGGAUUUAUCUCUCAAUCACUCCCUGCCCUCGUCUCUAUUGAUUCUGUCUAGAGCAUUCGCUGUGUCUGGAAAAGUCAGACCAGAAGAAGCUGUUCAAGCUACACUCUCCUCUCUUCCGGAUGAGGUUGUCGAUACUGUUGGGGUUACAGCUUUACCAUCUGAGGAUUCUGUUUCAGAAAGGAGGAGAAAGUUGGAAUUCCUUGAAAUGCAGGAAGAGCUUAUCAAGGAGGAAGAAGAGGAGGAGGAAGAGGAACAAGCCAAGUUGAAAGAAUCUAUUAGCAAACAAAAGGAUGUGGCUCUGGAAGAGAUGACUGCUUCCACAGAAAAAGAAGCACACGAAUUAGCUAAAGCAAAAACAUUGGAGAAACAUGAGCAGCUAUGCGAGCUCAGCCGAGCAUUAGCUGUUUUAGCUUCUGCAUCUUCAGUCAGCUGGGAGCGUGAAGAGUUUCUGAGACUUGUCAAGAAAGAGGUAGAACUUUACAACAGUAUGGUAGAGAAAGAGGGUACAGAAGAAGAAGAAGAAGCUAAGAAGGCUUACCAAGCUGCCCGAGAGCAUAGUGACUAUACAGCUCAGAAGGCAAUUGGUGACAAAGUUUCCUCUGCACUUAUAGACAGGGUUGAUGCUAUGCUCCAAAAACUGGAAAAAGAAAUUGAUGAUGUUGAUGCCAAGAUUGGAGACCGAUGGCGGUUACUGGAUAGGGAUUAUGAUGGUAAAGUAACUCCUGAGGAGGUUGCCCAUGCUGCUAUGUAUCUCAAGGAUACAUUGGGCAAGAAGGGUCUUCAAGAGCUUAUUAGCAACCUCUCCAUAGAUCGAGAAGGAAAAAUACUUGUUGAAGAUCUCAUCAAAUUAGGUGGUGAAACAGAAGAUGCCGAGGACGACACCGCUGAAGCAGGAAGACCAUAGGGAAAUGUACUGAAAUUUUUUGUCGUGAAAUCUUUUUUGGAAGUAUCAUCGUUAGUGCAUUUAAUACAACAUUGUUAUAAACUUAGAAAUAAAGUAGCACUUGACUUUAGCAUAUGGUAUGAUGGUUUUAUGUCACCUACUACAAACUGAAUAUAUUACAAGUCGAGCAAACAUGAACCCUACAAUAUUCUUUAUCGCACAAGGUUAUAGUGAAACAGGGCGAUGCUGUUU